Messenger RNA from Oryza sativa Japonica Group (Japanese rice), 5171 nucleotides. Its product is annotated as BTB/POZ domain-containing protein FBL11. Gene Ontology annotation, biological process: tRNA modification. NCBI's taxonomy places the organism in Eukaryota, Viridiplantae, Streptophyta, Magnoliopsida, Poales, Poaceae. The record is from RefSeq and is a predicted model, not a curated record. Gene Ontology annotation, molecular function: tRNA dimethylallyltransferase activity. Gene Ontology annotation, cellular component: mitochondrion.
CUUCACAAAAGAAAACGACAAAAAAAAAGUCAUUCCAACACAAGCCCACCUAAGCGAGCACGAUGCACGGCGGCGCGUCCUUCGCCGCCGCCGGCGAAGACGCCGGCGACGCGGUUCUCCUGGAGAUCACCGACGCGUCCUUCAUCGCCGGGGAAGCUGACCCCUCGCCUCCACCUCCCGUCUCCGUCGACGACCUCGCCGGCCUAGACCCCCUGCCGUACCCGACCAUCUGGGUUCGCGCCGACCGCACCAGGCUAAUCGAGAGCUCCUCCUACUUCCGCGCCCUCCUCGGCGGCAGCUUCAGUGAAUCUGGGAGAGCGCAUGUGCAGAUCAGCUGCAACCUCGAGGCGGCCGUGCAAGUCCUCAUCUAUCUGUUUGAGCCUUCUGGGAGUUUGACGAUUACGCACCACACCUUUCUACCGCUAAUGGAGGGUGGCUUGUUUCUGGCUGCUGAGAAUCUUCUAACAGAAUGUGAAAGGUGGUUCCGCACCAUGAGCUCUCAAAGUUCCUCGCUAUUGGCCCCAUUAGAUUUCUUAAUUGACACCUGGUACUUUGCUCAAGAGCAUGGGAUUAAUUAUGUUCAAGAUAUAUGCCCAGGAUAUUUAGCUCAGAAUUUUGUGCAGGUUAUCUCCAGGAGGUCGUUUGUUAAACUUCCCUAUGAUUUGUUAUAUUCUACAAUCGAGUGCCCCUUUCUGACCGUGGAUAGUGAAAAACAAUUAUGCGAAGCAAUCCUAUGCUGGAUUACUGAAAAUAUGCUAUGCUGUGAAGAACUACCUCCCAACUCAGUAGAUCACCAGCUGUACCUUCUUAAUAAAGUGAGGAUAUGCCUCUUACCUUUAGAAUUUGCAGCAGGAACAAAGAGAAACUGGGCUGAGUUCGGAAGCAAAGUAGAGAGUAGGAUUCUUAAUCUGCUCAAGGAUAGUUUGCGAACAGUAUUGGAUGCAAUUGCUGAUGACAACUUGGAGAGUUACCGUGUUCGAAUUACAGAAUAUUCUAAGAAAAUAGUGCUUUCUGGUUGUCCACAAAUAACUACUGAAAUCUUGUACAUAUCAGUGCUCCCCCCUACUAAUGUGGGUGCCUCAUUGAAUAAAAGGUUAGAAAGUUCAUGGGCCCAAGUUGAUUACCGAAAUAUCAUCCUUUACAAUGAGCUGGAGGAGGCUGUUAAAAGCUCAUCAUUUGGAAAUGUGCACAUGGUGGAUCUCUCAAAAUGUCCAAAUGCACAUUUUAGCACUGCAAUUGACUGGUUGAAGUUGGCAUUUCCAGAAUUGAGGAUAUUCAGAGCUUCCUUUUGUUUGACAUUUCAGUUCGAAGACUUGUUAUAUCUGCUACUGACUUGUCCAUGGAUUAAUGAAAUUGAUUUGUCUAUUGAUACGAGCAUUAUAGCACAAAUGCAUUCAGUUAUCUCUUCCAGAUUUGAAGGACGGGGCGCAGUGAAGCCAAAGCUCACAAGAUAUUAUGCACAGGAUCCGCUAUGUGAUACCACAAUGAACUCAUAUAUCUCAAAUAUAUCAAAAUUGAUAUUGGAAGGCAGAAAUGAUAUUACUGAUGUGGACCUGUUGAAGAUAUCCAUUCUGAAGAACUCUCUUUGUUAUAUAAACAUUAAAAAUUGCACCCUAUUGACAGAUGAUGGUAUUUCUAAAUUAUUACUCAAGUGUACGAAGAUUCAUUCAAUGGUUCUUUCUUAUACUUCUUUUGGAAAUCAGUCGAUUCAAACUCUAUGCAAUUCCAAUCCUCUGGACAGCAUGGAUGAGUGUAGGCAUGUAAUGGCAUUUAGAAUGCAAGAAUUGCACCUGGAUGGGUGCAAAGGUAUUGGUUAUGCCGCUAUGUCUCAGCUAAUGAGUAAUGUGAAUAUAACAAACUUCCUAUGUUUAAGGGAGACAACACUUACCGAUGGCGCUCUCUGCAACUUUGUUGGCUCUUCACUUGAGUUUCUUGAUAUUUCCGAGACCGUGGUUUCCAUGGUAUCAUUAGCACCAGUUAUAAGAAGAAAUUCUAACUUGAGAUGUCUGAAAGCAGCUGGAUGCCGUAACUUGCUAUUUGAACAUGGUGAAGUAGAAGCGAUGAGUGGUGGUAAUAUAUACGGAGAUUUUCUACAAGAAAUAACCAGUACUUGCUGCUUAGAGGAUGUUGAAAUGGGAUGGGCAUUUUGCCCUAUUCGAGUUACAACCCUUAUUCCUUCUUUUAGUAAAGUAAGAAAGAUGACUAUUGGACUUGGCACAACAUUACCAGAGAAUAUAUUGUGUGCUCUUCCUGAUAUUUGUCCAUUCCUAGAGUCUUUGGUUCUUAGGUUUCAGAUGAUCUCUGACAAAGUUGUAAGAAAUCUGUUGAAAUCCUCAACGAAGCUUCGGGUGCUUUGCCUGUACUCUUGUCUUGGCAAUUUAACUUCAUUUAGCUUCCAAAUCAAGGCACCAUUGCUAAGAAUCUUAAGGCUUGAGUGGAUUACUCCAUGGAUGACAAAUGAUGACUUGGCAGUUCUUAUACAGAACUAUAACUUAGUUGAACUUUCACUGUCUGGUUGCAAACUCCUUGACUCCAACUCUCAAGAGUUAAUCUCGUCUGGGUGGCCAAACUUGACUUGUUUACACCUUGAGGAAUGUGGUCAGAUAACACUUGACGGGGUUUCUUCAAUUUUAAACUGUAAAGCUUUGGAAGAUCUGUUACUUCGGCACACGGGCAAAGGUAUUGGAAGAACCAUCAUAACUGAUGCCAUAACAGAGUUACCACUACUAAGAAAGCUAGCUCUGGAUCUUUGUGAUGCUUCUGAAGAAGGCUACGAUAGCCCAAAUAACCCGGAGGGGAAGAUGAUGAGGACCAUAACGAUGAGCAGAUGCAAGUCGGUGAGGUCUUGUUUCGAGCUCCACAGGGAAGGAUCCUCAAACUCAAAACCAGUGCACAAGGAGACGAUUGUGUUGGAAUGGAGCAGCAGACAGCUAAGAACCACCAUAGUGAAAGAAAAAAUACGUUGGACCCAAAGGCCCAAAGCCCACAACAGAGAGGAGAGUGGGCGACGGGGGGCUAGGGCGGCGGCGGCGCGGCGACCAGCGACGGGCGGCGCGCACCUGACCGGAAUGGCCCACCUCGCGGCCUCUGCCGCCCCGCUUCCAAGCGCUGACCCCGACGCCGGCGAGGAGUCCUCCCACUCUCCGCCGCCGCCGGAGAAGGGGCUGAGGAAGGUGGUGGUGGUGAUGGGCGCGACUGGCGCCGGCAAGUCGCGGCUGGCCGUCGACCUCGCGAGCCACUUCGCCGGCGUCGAGGUGGUCAGCGCCGACUCCAUGCAAGUCUACGGUGGGCUCGAUGUCCUCACCAACAAGGUCCCCCUCCACGAGCAGAAAGGCGUUCCUCACCAUCUCCUGAGCGUGAUUGAUCCCUCUGUGGAGUUCACUUGCCGCGAUUUCCGCGACCAUGCUGUGCCGAUUAUAGAAGGUAUAUUGGAUCGUGGCGGCCUCCCUGUUAUUGUUGGUGGUACAAACUUCUACAUCCAGGCUCUUGUUAGCCCAUUCCUCUUUGAUGAUAUGGCACAGGAUAUUGAGGGUCUUACUUUAAAUGACCACCUAGAUGAGAUAGGGCUUGAUAAUGAUGAUGAAGCCGGUCUGUAUGAACAUUUGAAGAAGAUUGAUCCUGUUGCUGCACAAAGGAUACACCCGAACAACCAUCGAAAAAUAAAACGCUACCUUGAGUUGUAUGAAUCCACAGGUGCCCUACCUAGUGAUCUUUUCCAAGGGCAAGCCACAGAGAAGUGGGGUCGACCUAGUAACUCCAGAUUUGACUGUUGUUUCUUGUGGUUAGAUGCUGAUCUUCAUGUUCUGGAUCGUUAUGUCAAUGAAAGGGUCGACUGCAUGAUUGAUGAUGGCCUGCUAGAUGAAGUGUGUAACAUAUAUGAUCGAGAGGCCACUUAUACCCAAGGGCUGCGGCAGGCCAUUGGUGUUCGUGAAUUUGAUGAGUUUUUCAGAUUUUAUUUUGCAAGGAAGGAAACCGGUGAGAUAAAGAUGGAUUCCUGUACAACUAUGGCAGGUCUCCAUGAUGAUAACCUGAAGGGCUUAUUGGAUGAAGCAGUCUCACAACUAAAAGCAAACACUCGCAGACUUGUUCGACGUCAAAGACGAAGGCUGCAUCGGUUGAAUAAAUAUUUUGAGUGGAACUUGCGUCAUAUUGAUGCAACAGAAGCUUUCUAUGGUGCCACUGCUGACUCAUGGAACAUGAAAGUUGUGAAACCUUGCGUGGAUAUUGUUAGAGAUUUCUUGUCUGAUGAUACAAUUUUGGCAAGCAGAGAUGGUUCUAGUGUAACUGGAAGCCCUAGGAUGUCUUCAAGAGAGUUGUGGACUCAAUAUGUUUGUGAGGCCUGUGAUAACCGGGUACUUCGGGGAACGCAUGAGUGGGAGCAACACAAGCAAGGCCGAUGCCACCGUAAAAGAGUACAACGUUUGAAACAGAAGGCUAGUACAGUGAUAUCAUUAUAGGCAAUUAGCACUGUUUGCACUCUCGGUGUUCAUGAACCUUUCUUCAUUCUCUGCAACUGUCCCCAUGCAUCCUGUUUGUCAAAUUGGCUGAAGACUACACCAUUCAGAAGGUAGCAAGCAGCAGAUAUAUUUGUUAAUAGUACCUUGCUAGAUUCUUGUGCCAGUUCCAAACAUCCAAUGCAGAGAAUACAAACUCUACAGAUUGGUCAGCACAAGCACGUCCGAUUGAGCAGCAUCUACACUGAUGACCAGUUGGAGUUUCUCCAAUCUGCUGAUCAUUUCUAGACUAGUUUUCCCAUUAAGGACACCAUAAAUUGGGUAGGCGGUCCAGCUUGUUAGCAAAGUGGUGAUAGUGAUUAGCAAUUAAGCAUGACAUUGACCCAUCGAAUAUUUGCAUAUCUUGGUCUUCCAGAUUGCAUGAUUUUUCCUUCAUAUGUGACUGGAAACAGUGGGGCCAUGCUAGGUUACAUAAAUUCCUGGGCGUGAUACACUGCGAAUAGUAGCUAUCAUGUUUACUACUGUCGUGUUGAGACUACUGUACAGUAGCUCGUAUGUAUUUCUCGUAUGUUUGUGCAUAAGUGAGGGGUCGAUGAGAGUGACUUACUAGACUUUUCUCAUCCUAAAUUCCUAAUAACUAGAAAAGAUGACCGAAAUUGGGAAGGCGACUUGUGCCUCUUUUGGAAUGAUCGAAAUAUAGAGGAACUUUCAUGUUGA